Myotis lucifugus (little brown bat) is the source of this 1991-nucleotide messenger RNA. RefSeq names its product G protein subunit alpha 15 (gene GNA15). NCBI's taxonomy places the organism in Eukaryota, Metazoa, Chordata, Mammalia, Chiroptera, Vespertilionidae. The coding region runs from base 387 to 1316 and encodes 309 amino acids. Gene Ontology annotation, biological process: phospholipase C-activating dopamine receptor signaling pathway; adenylate cyclase-modulating G protein-coupled receptor signaling pathway; action potential. Gene Ontology annotation, cellular component: heterotrimeric G-protein complex. Gene Ontology annotation, molecular function: G protein-coupled receptor binding; GTPase activity; G-protein beta/gamma-subunit complex binding. The transcript is spliced from 6 exons. The record is from RefSeq and is a predicted model, not a curated record.
GGGACCCAGACUGCGUGGAGCCCUUCCCCAGCCGCCCCGCCCCGCCCUCCCCAGGGGCACCCACCUCUCCUGGCUGCCACAGUCAACCUGUUAGGCCGGGCUGGGCAGGUCUGGAGAUGGGCGGGGAGCCCUGAGCCUCCGCACCCCCUCUCCUGCUCCUCCUCCUCCCCCACUGCCCUGUGCCCGGCACUCAGGCCUCUCCGAGCUGGGCUGCCUGGGUGCCUGAGGCCAGGAAGCCGGGGGUCCCCAGGGGGGUGACCCCCAAGAAGAGGGCAGCCGCUUCACGCUUGGCUGCCGGGAGCCCUUCCUGGAGCCGUCAGGGUGGGGGUCCCCUCCCCCAGGGGGCCGGGGCCAUGUUGCCUUGUGCCUUCUGAGGCCCCCGCAUCAUGGCCCGGUCGCUGACCUGGCACUGCUGCCCCUGGUGCCUGACGGAGGAGGAGAAGACGGCCGCCCGGAUCGACCAGGAGAUCAACAAGAUCCUCCUGGAGCAGAAGAAGCGGGACCGAGGGGAGCUGAAGCUGCUGCUUCUGGGCCCAGGUGAGAGCGGGAAGAGCACGUUCAUCAAGCAGAUGCGCAUCAUCCACGGGACUGGCUACUCGGAGGAGGACCGCAAGGGCUUCCGGCCGCUUGUCUACCAGAACAUCUUCGCGUCCAUGCGGGCCAUGAUCGAGGCCAUGGACCAGCUGCAGAUCCCCUUCAGCAGGCCUGAGAGCAAGAACUAUGCCAGCCUGGUCAUGAGCCAGGACCCCUACAAAGUGAACACCUUUGAGAAGCGCUACGCCGUGGCCAUGCAGUGGCUGUGGAGCGACGCUGGCAUCCGGGCCUGCUACGAGCGCCGGCGCGAGUUCCACCUGCUGGACUCCGCAGUGUACUACCUGUCGCACCUGGAGCGCAUCACCGAGGAGGGCUACAUCCCCACCGCCCAGGAUGUGCUUCGCAGCCGUAUGCCCACCACCGGCAUCAACGAGUACUGCUUCUCCGUGCAGAAAACCAACCUGCGUCAGAACCGGGACCUGGAAGAGCCCAGAGUGAGGCACCAGAGCUCCAAGGGGGAAAUCUUCCUGGAGGAGGGGACACUGUGCCCCCCAGGCCCGAAGCAGGACGCGGAGGCAGCCAAGCAGUUCAUCCUGGACAUGUACAGCGGCAUGUACGCCGGCUGCGCGGACGCCGCCGACGGGGGCAGGAAGGGCUCGCGCUCCCGGCGCCUCUUCAGCCACUACACGUGCGCCACGGACACGCAGAACAUCCGCACGGUCUUCAAGGACGUGCGGGACUCGGUCCUGGCCCGCUACCUCGACGAGAUCAACCUGCUGUGACCCAAGCCCCGCCUCCCCGGCUCGGACCAGCGAGCGGCCCUCCGGACCUGCGGGCGGGGCGGGGCGGCGCCCCGGGAGCCCCGAUGCCUCCCCGGUCGCUCCAGGCCCACGUGGCGGGGGGGCCACGAGUGAGUUGCGGAAAGCCAGUCGCCGCCGCUCCUCUGCCCUUUGCCAGGACAGCUCCUGGGGUCCCCACUCUUGACUCCUCGAAAAAGGAGCACCAUGGCCACCUGGGGUCCCCGGGGUGGAGGGGACGAUGAAGAGAGCAGAGGACGGAAGACUCAGGACCCCCGCUCCGGGUCUGUCCCCUCCUGGGAAGAAGUCCGGGACCCCCGGGGGUGGUACACCCGCUCAGGGAUCGGGCAGGGGUCCCGCAGGCCCAGGAACCGGACUCUGGCGCCCCUUAGUGGACAGGAGGUGGUAUCUCCCAGUUUGAGGUUUGGGUAGCUCAGAGGCCGCCCUUGGUGGGGAAGAGACCCUGGAAAACGGUGUUAAGAGCCUCAUGACUCGAAGUGUGUUCUGUUACGGUUUGCAGACGAGGGAAACGGAGGCUCACAGGUCUCCCCCUCUUCCCUAGGCUGGGGGCUGGGUGCGCUGCAUCUUACAACCUGUAUUUAUUCCCUCAUCUGCAGGGCCCCUUGUGAGUUGGACAUUAAAGAGAUGACAUUCUGGAGA